This is a messenger RNA of Salvia miltiorrhiza (redroot sage), 2321 nucleotides long. RefSeq lists its product as uncharacterized. Gene Ontology annotation, biological process: rRNA processing. The coding region runs from base 126 to 1877 and encodes 583 amino acids. Gene Ontology annotation, cellular component: preribosome, small subunit precursor; nucleus; preribosome, large subunit precursor. The transcript has 2 exons. Lineage: Eukaryota; Viridiplantae; Streptophyta; Magnoliopsida; Lamiales; Lamiaceae. The record is from RefSeq and is a predicted model, not a curated record.
AUUGAAAAUCUCAAACGCUGAAACAAAAGCCCUAAAAUCCGCAAACCCUCAAAAACCCUAACCCGCCCCCUUUCAAAAAUUCCUGUAGUUUUUUUCUCUCCACACACCGCCACCAUUAAUCCUCCAUGAAGAAGAGAAGUCGGGAGCCCAAACCCUUGAUUCCAGCUCUCGCCGCCGCCACCGGCCCCACCCUGAUCAAGCACUUGGCGUCGUGCAGUACCGCCGUCAGAUCUCAAUCUCUGCGGCUGCUUCAGUCGUGGCUCGCCGCCCAAUCGCAGCAGCUCUCCGACUCAGACAUUAAGAAGCUGUGGAAAGGCCUCUUUUACUGCCUAUGGCACGCGGACAAGACCCCCAAUCAGGUCGCUCUAAUCGAUCGGCUGAUUUCUCUGUUUCAUUCGCUGCAGCCGGCGGUCUCGCUGGAGUUUUUCCGUGGGUUUCUAGUUACGCUUCGGCGGGAGUGGCCCGGGAUUGACCGGUUGAGGUUGGAUAAGUUCUACUUGCUCAUUCGCCGUUUUGUAAAAGCGUUGUUUGAUUUGAUGAGGUUGAGGAAGUGGGAUGUGGGUGUUUUGGGGGAAUAUUUUGGGGUUCUGGAGAAUGAUGCUUUGUUGGCGGAUGAUAAACUGCAGGGGAAUGGAGUGAAUUAUCAUUUGGCGUCUGUGUUUUUGGAGGAGUUGGCGGGGGUCACGUUUCCGGUGCAGAACGAGGUAGUUGAUGUGAUUUUGAGGCCAUUUUUCGGAGUGUUGAGGAGGGGAACUGAUAAGAUUUUGUUAGGGAAGGUGAAAAGUAACGUGUUUGAUGAGCUGGUGAAGGCGGGUACGGAACUUUUGUCGAAGAAGAAGUUGGGAGAGGAUUGCGGUGAAAGCAAUGGGAAUGCUUUGUUGGGUGUGGUUGCUUUGAGGAUGGGGUUAUCGGGGAGAUUUUAUGAGGUUACUUCGUCUGUCGAUUGCAUUCAGGGGAACAGAAAGGUUGUAUUGGGGCUGCACGAUCAGUUUUUGAAGCUGGAGAAGGAAUUGGAAUCAUCUGGUAUUGAAAUUGGUAUACCUGAAUACAACGACGAUGAUGAUUCAGAGGUGCCCCAGUUGAUACCCAUUGAUUUCGAUGCUUGUAAGGAUAAUGUGGAUGGAGGGUUUCAGGAAGGAACUGAGGAUGUGGUUCGUGACGAACAGUUGGAUAAAGGAAUGGAGAAGAAGAGUAAGAAGGCUAAAAAGGGGAAAGAUGGAGAUGAUAAGAAAAAGAAGAAGAAGAAGAAGAGAAAGGAUGAAAAUAAACUUUCUGAAGUGGUUGAUGGAGCAGAAGAAAAUGGUGAUUUGAAUAUGGAAUUGAACGGUGGUUCAGGCAAUACUCUAGGCGAUUACAUGGAGAAUGAGUUGAGUGAAACUGUGAUAUUGAAUCUUCAGAAGCAGUUUGAGAAAGUUGCUGCUGAAAUAAAUUCUGAAAGUGACGAUGAUUCAGAUUCAUCUGCUGCUCCUGUAAUCGCCAAGAAACCUAGUAAGAGAGCGAAAAGAGCGAAGAGGGCGAAGGUGGGACACAACCAGGAGCUUGGUGACAUGAACACUAAUGGAACCGCAGAUAGUGGAGAUGAUGAUGAUGAUGCUGAUGGAAAGAGUGUGGAGAAGAGUGGUAAGAAGGUUAGGUUUUCCAUGAAGAACAACUUGGUUUGGAAGCCACAGACUCCUCUGCCUCCGGAGAGUUUAAGGUUGCCGCCCUCAGUUACUCCGAGGGGUAGUGCAUUGAAGAAGGGCGUGCCUCCGGGGCCCAUUGUGGAGAUGCCUGCCAAGAAAAAGGCCAAGCAGAAGAAGAAAGCUCAAAAUAGAUUGAAGGUGAGGCCCUCGACCAUGAUCAAGCGGCGGAAGAAGGUGCAAACAAGAUCGAGCUGAUGGCAUUGCAGCAGAUGAUUGUGACCAGCUUUGUGCAACCUGUGUAUGGUUUCAGUGUCUAACACUUGGGGUUUCAUCCAGAACUUGGAAGGGGAGAGCUUGUCCAAGCAAGCAUUGGGCCCACUGAAAUAGGAAAAGGGAUGAUGAUAAAAGAUUUACCUAGAAUUUCAAGAAAACAGUUAAACUGUUUGUGGGGUUGUUUAUGUUCUACCUCUUUCUUUAGAUCACCUUGUUGGUUGAUGAAUUGAUGUUGACUUGUAGCUGGUUGAGUUUAGGAAUGAAAUGAGAAAAGGGUUUAAAAUUUCUUCUUUACUCAACUCUUUUGCUAAUUAUAUGUACUUCUGUUGCUAAGUUGCCUUAUGAACCAUUUGAAACUGACUUUCUGAUCCAAGAUUUGAAAUGGAUCAAUAUAAUUGGAGCAGAUGCAAAUUUAUAGUUUGUUAA